AUGGAGCCCGUUAAGAUCUCCGACUCGACCAAGAAGCGUCGCAUCGGAGUGCUCACCUCCGGAGGUGAUGCCCCCGGUAUGAACGGCGCCGUGCGGGCCGUUGUCCGAAUGGCCAUUCACAGCGACUGCGAGGCCUACGCCGUGUUCGAAGGAUAUGAGGGUCUGGUCAAUGGCGGCAAUAUGAUCCGCCAGCUGCACUGGGAGGAUGUUCGUGGCUGGUUGUCCCGCGGUGGUACUCUGAUCGGCUCCGCCCGGUGUAUGGCUUUCCGUGAGCGUGCUGGUCGCCUGCGUGCGGCGAAGAACAUGGUGCUGCGCGGUAUCGAUGCUCUCGUCGUCUGUGGUGGUGAUGGCAGUUUGACCGGUGCCGAUGUCUUUCGUGCCGAGUGGCCCGGUCUGUUGGAGGAGCUGAUCAAGGUCGGCGAAUUGACUGCGGAACAGGUCGAGCCCUACAAGCAGCUGAACAUUGUCGGUCUGGUUGGAUCGAUCGAUAACGACAUGUCCGGCACCGACGCGACAAUCGGUUGCUACUCCUCGCUGACUCGCAUUUGUGACGCCAUUGACGAUGUUUUUGAUACCGCCUUCUCACACCAGCGUGGAUUCGUUGUCGAGGUCAUGGGUCGUCACUGUGGAUGGCUUGCCCUGAUGUCCGCCAUUAGUACUGGCGCUGACUGGCUUUUCAUUCCGGAGAUGCCUCCCAAGGACGGAUGGGAGGAUGAGAUGUGCAAUGUCAUUACCAAGAACCGCAAGGAGCGAGGCAAGCGCCGUACCAUUGUCAUUGUCGCUGAGGGAGCGCAGGACCGCCAACUCAACAAGAUCUCGAGUUCGACCAUCAAGGACAUCCUCACACAGCGUCUGGGUCUGGAUACCCGAACCACCGUCUUGGGUCACACCCAGCGUGGUGGUGCAGCCUGCGCCUAUGACCGCUGGCUUUCCACCCUGCAGGGUGUUGAGGCCGUUCGCGCCGUGCUGGAAAUGAACGCUGACUCGCCCUCGCCUGUUAUCACGAUUCGCGAGAACAAGAUCAUGCGCACUCCCCUCAUGGAUGCCGUGAAGGAAACCCAAGAGGUCACCCAGAAGAUUCAUGACAGGGACUUCGCCGGCGCCAUGGUUCGCCGUGAUGCUGAAUUCAAGGAAUACUACCACGCAUACCUGAACACCUCUACCCCAGACCACCCGAAGUUGCAUCUUCCCGAGGGCAAGAGAAUGCGAAUUGCCAUCAUUCAUGUCGGUGCCCCCGCCGGUGGUAUGAACCCGGCCACUCGAGCUGCGGUGGCAUACUGUCUGACUCGUGGACAUACCCCCAUUGCUAUUCACAACGGUUUCCCCGGUCUCUGUCGCCACCACGCCGAUAAGCCCAUCAGCUCCGUUCGUGAGGUUAAGUGGCUGGAAUCCGAUUCUUGGGUCAACGAAGGUGGUUCGGACAUCGGUACUAACCGUAGUCUGCCCUCCGAGGAUAUGGAAGGUACCGCCAAGUGCUUCGAGAUGUACAAGUUCGACGCUCUUUUCGUCGUUGGUGGCUUCGAGGCUUUCACUGCCGUCAGUGAGCUGCGCCAGGCUCGCGAGAAGUACGACGCCUUCAAGAUUCCCAUGGUCGUUCUGCCCGCCACCAUCUCGAACAAUGUUCCCGGUACCGAGUACUCCCUUGGCAGCGACACUUGCCUGAACACGUUGAUCGACUUUUGUGAUGCCAUCCGCCAGUCCGCCUCUUCCUCUCGUCGCCGUGUCUUCGUCAUUGAGACCCAGGGUGGUAAGUCUGGCUACAUCGCGACCACUGCUGGUCUGGCCGUCGGAGCCGUGGCUGUCUAUAUCCCCGAAGAGGGAAUUGACAUCAAGACGUUAUCGCGCGACAUCGACUUCCUGCGCGAUAACUUCAUUCGCGACAAGGGUGCCAAUCGUGCUGGAAAGAUCAUUCUUCGCAACGAAUGUGCCUCCAACACCUACACCACUCAAUUUAUCGCAGAUAUGAUCAAGGAGGAAGCCAAGGGCAAGUUUGAAUCUCGAUCUGCUGUCCCCGGUCACUUCCAACAGGGUGGUAAGCCCUCGCCAAUGGACCGUGUGCGCGCACUACGCAUGGCCAUCAGGUGUGUGCAGCACAUUGAGUCAUUUACCGGCAAAGAUCGCGACACCAUCGCCGCCGACCAUCUCUCCACCUCCGUCAUCGGUGUCAAGGGCUCACAGGUCCUGUUUUCGCCGAUGGGUGGCGAGGAUGGCCUUGAAGCGACUGAGACUGACUGGAAGCGCCGCCGCCCCAAGUCCGAGUUCUGGCUUGAACUGCAGGACGUCGUGAACGUUCUAUCCGGCCGCUCUGCGUCGCGUACUCAAGAAGGCUGGUUCUGCUACGAGAGUACGUAA
This is a messenger RNA of Penicillium waksmanii, 2352 nucleotides long. RefSeq names its product ATP-dependent 6-phosphofructokinase. Gene Ontology annotation, molecular function: 6-phosphofructokinase activity; monosaccharide binding; fructose-6-phosphate binding. Gene Ontology annotation, cellular component: 6-phosphofructokinase complex; cytoplasm; mitochondrion. NCBI's taxonomy places the organism in Eukaryota, Fungi, Ascomycota, Eurotiomycetes, Eurotiales, Aspergillaceae. The coding region runs from base 1 to 2352 and encodes 783 amino acids. The record is from RefSeq and is a predicted model, not a curated record. The transcript is spliced from 3 exons. Gene Ontology annotation, biological process: fructose 1,6-bisphosphate metabolic process; canonical glycolysis; fructose 6-phosphate metabolic process.